CUGCGACAACUACAGAGGGCAGAGAGUAUGAUACAACAUCUAAUGUCAGAUAUAAGUCCGAUUCCUGUUCGACUGUCCUUGAUGUUACCAAACAUUACCAAAUCUACUCUAAGAAGAGCAUUUGACAGAACAGAAAAGGGUAAAUACCACAAAACCAUGGAGACCACUUUGAGCACUGUCUUUGUGCUGACCACCUGUCCCAUCCAUCGAGACCCAAGAAUGUCCAUUCCAAUGUAAUAAAAGUUUUCAGACAAUGGUGGGACGGGCUGGGGAGCAAUGAUGCGGUGAUGUCUGAUGAGGUGUAUCGAUACAUGAUUGCCAGAUUCUGUGGUCCUGCAACUGUAUCUGCUUUUGAAAUAGACGAUGUAAAACUCAGUCAACUGCCAAAGACCCUGAGUGAAGCCGUCAUGUUGACUGGAGACUUGUAUGAACGACUUACAUUGAGUCCGGAUGUCGCAAACCUUCUAGAAGAACCCAGAGUUUGUUUGGCUGGACCGCCGGGUACAGGGAAGAGUAAAAUGUUGGCGAUAGUUGGAAAGAAAUGGAUCUCUGAGGGUCAUACAGUGCAUCUCAUCAACACGUGUAGUGAAAUAAGUGAUGCUACACAGCAGCUUCAAAACUUGCUGCUUCAGAAUUGUACAGGACAUUCACCAGACAUUCCUGUGAAAUCUGUUAAACGCGUGUUUUGUAACAUCAAAAACAGCAAGGAAAUAGACAAAACCAUCAGAUUACUGAUAAGUGAGGAGAAGGGAAAGAUUUACUGCGCACUAAUUGACGAACCAGAUGAAGAUAAAGAGAAAUUGAAGAAUCUUCAAGAGUUUCUCCAAAAACUUAAUGAGCGCCUUCCGGACAGUCGCGUGUGGAUGGCCAUCUGCCAUCCUGACUUCAACCCACCUGGCUGGACGGUAAAGCCCCUCAAGAUCCCCUUUACCUGUCCCUCUUCUGUCAUAAGAGAGGCAUGGAAAGAAAAACACGAGGCGCUGUUUUCCACUAAGACUCAUCUACUACCUACCGACGGCCUACCUGUGAAAAUUAUUUGUCACACAGGUCAAGGUCACAGGAAGGAACCACGUGACUGUGACGCUUGUGGAAAUGAGAUCGUGAAAUUCUUCACACGAGACCUUCGUGUUGUUACCCAGGAUACACACAGUGCCACAGAGUAUCUACAACCGCCGAGUCUCCAAACAUCAAGUAGACAGUCUCCAAUUCUUCAGUGGAAAGAUAUCUUGUUUUUGUUUGAAAAUAAAGUUACACGAGACAGUCCGAUGAUACAGCUGCUGAAAGAGUCAGGUAUCCAGGUGCAGGUUAUUAAGGAAAAGAAAAAUGUGCAGGUGACAAAAGAUAACAAAAACACUGUGUUGGCAGCAAACGUCAGUUUUCCGUUUGUUCGAAAGAGAAAGGUGGUUGUUUACGUGGAAGGCGUUAGGAAAAAUCAACUCCCUUUACUAAAUGGAACAGACUACUGAGCAUCACGAGAUGUUCUUCGCAGCUGAUAUUAGUUAGAAUACCUUGAAUUUCAAAUUGUAUUUUGCAUAAAAAAUGCUUGUUAUUUCACCUGAAAGCAGUAAGAAUCUGCAUAUUGCAUCUUUUCUUGUAAUCAUUAACUCUAAUUGUGAAAAUAUGCUGAUCUGACUUUCAUGGGUAAGCGGGUAGCCAAGUCAUUAUAUCGCUGGAGUCCGAACACAGAGGUUCAAUACCUGAUUAGCGCAGCAAACUUUUCCCAGUCGACCCAGCUAGCGGGAAUGGGUAUCUGAAUACAAAAAGGGCUAUGGAAAGUAAGACAUGUGGAGGAGAGGGGCACUGCCAUUAAAUCAAGCUGACCCAGAGUAAAGUUAGGUCUCUAACACCUCACGACUCAGCAAUCUUGAAAGGUUUAUUCUUCUUUAUCUGCAGUCAUUUACAAAAUUGGUUUUAUUUUGAACAAAAAAAAAAGUUUCUUGUCGAUCAAGUAAAGAUUUUUAUCUAAAUCCUGUCACCCUUAAAAUAAAAAAUAGAUUAUUUCAUUUUAUUAAAUAACCUUUCCUAAUGUAUACCCCUUUCUUUACAAGGAAAUAUCAAAAAGUUUGUUGUAGCUUUGUUCCUACACUCGUGUACAAAACUAUUUUAUGUUAACAAACCCCUUGCUUUUUUUUGUCUUUUUGAAACAGAAUAUUUCUUAAAGUGUAAAAUCAUGUUUCGCCAUUGUUUGUGUGGCACACCUUUGUAUCAACAAUAAUACACAAUUAAAUAUUGCAAAA
Pomacea canaliculata is the source of this 2237-nucleotide messenger RNA. RefSeq lists its product as uncharacterized. The transcript is spliced from 5 exons. NCBI's taxonomy places the organism in Eukaryota, Metazoa, Mollusca, Gastropoda, Architaenioglossa, Ampullariidae. Bases 288 to 1466 code for a protein of 392 amino acids. The record is from RefSeq and is a predicted model, not a curated record.